AUGGACCCGCCUGCGGGAGCAGGAGGCCUAGCCCAGACUGGCCGAUCUCUGAGAACAGGACCCCAGACAGAAACAGGGGAAGUUAACGGGGUGGACCGGGAGGGUCUGCGCCGCUGGUCGAGCCAGCUGCCCGAGCGGAGGGGGUUCGUGGCAGCGAGGGGCCCGGGGCGCCUCACAUCCCGCCCGCCCGCCCGCGCACCUCAGUCAGCUCCGGGCGCCGCGCGGGCCAUGCUUGCCGCUGCCGCCGCCGCCGCCGCCUGUGCAGAGAAAGCCGCCGCCGCAGCCAGCGUCCGGACCCGUUAG
Messenger RNA from Rangifer tarandus platyrhynchus (Svalbard reindeer), 303 nucleotides. The record is from the annotation of a GenBank genome assembly. Lineage: Eukaryota; Metazoa; Chordata; Mammalia; Artiodactyla; Cervidae.